Molecule: messenger RNA, 8203 nt
Organism: Sturnus vulgaris (Common starling)
Lineage: Eukaryota; Metazoa; Chordata; Aves; Passeriformes; Sturnidae
Source: RefSeq, a predicted model, not a curated record
AAAAAAAUAGUUUGCAUGAACAGCAGCUACCAAGAUUUCCUGGAUAUAAGUGAAUGGUCUUCCCCGGGUAAAUUCUGGAUCUUAUAUAAGGAAUCUUCAGCUCAGAAUUUGUGUGAAAAUUGUAUUUUAAUGAUCUGAGUCCUCUCCUUUAGCAGAAUGUGCUAUUCUCCAUCGCAUGUCUCUCUUAUCUAGGAAAAUUAGUUUUUAUUGCACAGCAAAUGUUCAGGUGCAGUGUAGUUGCAGAAAACAUACUUAAAUACUUGGAAAAAAGGUAACAAUUGGCUCUUUAGAGCCUGGCAGGAAGUAAAUGAUUCUGCUGCCAUGUGUUUUCUUUAGUUUUUAAAUGUUUGGCUAGAAUUUUUGUUUUUUAAAUCUAGGUAUGUAAUUUUUUCUUAUUAUUUUCUAUAUGAAAUGUACCACGUGCAUCUUGUCAUGACAUUUAUGUAAAACAGGUGCAGUUUUUAAACUGAGUUAAAUCUGUUGAAAUGCUCUUUUAUUGUUAAAAAAACAUGAAAUGUUUUUAAAAAACACUUUACCCAUUUUAACAACUAUAUCACCAUGAUACAUAUGGACUUUCUGUUUAAUGACAGAUCCUUAGGGUUCAUUUUUGAGUACAUAGGGAAGCAUCUCAUGCAGCUGCACUAUUGGAAAGUGAAAUGUGUAUCCUUAUAUAAAAAUCCUCAAUUUGUGUCUUACCUCCUAACUAUAGUUCUGUCCUUCUCAGAGCCUGCUAGUUCCCAGGCAUUUAGAGGAUUACAUGUCCUAAACUGCUGUAUGGUUAUCUGAUGUGAAAUCCCAUGCUUUUACCUUUUGCAUGUUGGGAAAAGGCUGGAGAAAAUUCUGCAAAACCUUCUGGGGCUCUCUGGGUACCACAGUCUGGUUCACAAAAAGGACCUCGAAUCUGAGAGGCCUUCUGCUCUGGAUCCUGCUUCCAUUAAUACCAUGGAGCAGUAACCUACGGGCAAGGAAUGGAGCUGGCUGUGAAAAGCACAUGAAGGUAUCUGGAAAGCCUUGUCUGUUUUUCCAAGGGGUGAGGCCAGAGCACUAUCCACUGGGUUCUUUUUGCAGUGUGGACCCUAUUAACAACUUCCUUCUUCUACAUGGUGCCACACUAAGAUUAAUUUUAUGCCUCAAGGGAAAUCCCCCAGUGCUGUCUAAGAACUUGCUCUUCUGUCUCUGGAUAAGUGCUGCAAGUUGACUGUGAAGCCAAGUGGGUGAUCUGUGUAGGGACAAGUGAGGAAACUUGGUGACUUGCUGGCCCGGUGGCUGCACCAUCACUGCACUGUGGGGGGGAUUUGGAUUUGGUUCCUGAGCGUUUCAGGACCUGGCUUUGGGGAAGUGGUUGCUGCCUGGCGUCCCCGAGAAUCUCCCAUGAAAGGAAUCUCAGUGGAUGGCAGCAGUCAAAUGUGGGUCCCCUGUCCCCGCUAGGGCUGGGAAGUCCCUGAGAGCUGUGAAUGCUGAGAGGCUGCCCUGGCGAGCCAUGGAUGUUUCCUCAGCAUGGGGCACUGGCUUUUGGGGCUGCUGAGCUCCUGUGGGAAAUGCUUUAAGCUCGCUGAGUCAUAGGAGUCAGUGCCUGCUGUUACCAUAGAAAUCAGAUCAGCUGCUAGGGGUGGGGAGUCCUUGUCCCUUGGCUCCACUGCUUCGUGGUUCCAGCAUGAGCUCACGGUGCUAGGGAACCUGAAUUCUUGCUCCUUGCCCUGUCGAGAUCAGAGGUCAGGCAGCUGUGGCAGCCCUCACCAGAGGGAAGGGAAUCAUUUUGCUUGGAUCUUUGCGUGGCUGCAGUGGUGGGACCCUGUGCGUCUGAUGUGCUGUCUUGAUGGACUGCUGCCUGUAUAUGUCAUGCUCUUUCAUAUUUUGGGAAACGCUGCAUUUGAUUAGCAAUAGCUUCCAGUCCUUUGGGAGCCCAGAAAGGUGGAAACUGUUUGCAAACUGGUGAGUAGCAGAUAAGGGAGGACACGAAGUAAAUAAUAAGCUUGGAAUGGUCCAAAGGGAGAGGAAAACCACUGAAUAUCCAAUUUUCUGUGGUCUCAAAGUGCAUCCCCAAGCUUGGUGGCAAGUACAGACCUGAGCAUGUGUGUGACAUCUUCCAGAGCUCAAUCUCUCACGGGUCUUGUCCUCUGUGCUCACUCUGAGUAACUGUUUCGUUGUUUUCUCUGGAUGAAUAUACACAUUCAAGCUCUAGAGGUGGAAGAUGCAAAACAUCAUUGCCCCCUCUCCAUUCUGCUAAAGGAAAUAGCUUUACUGCAAAUGCACUUUUCACACUAAGGUGUUGUUUCUCCUCAGAUCAUCUUUGAACCCUUUGCUCUCCUCAUAAAGCAAUAUAAGCACAAGCAUUUCUGUGAAACAGUGUUGUAGAGACUCUUGCUAAUGCAAGGUGUCACUUUGUUUUUCUGCAGUUCCUCUUGGCUUGCUGCCUGCUGACCACUGAAUUACUGUGCAUGUAGUCUGUGUGAGCAAUCCACAUCUACAUAGCUGUCCUUUUUAAUGUUUCCUUGCUUACUUCCAGGAGACUGGAUUCAGAGGAUAAUAGCUGCUUCCCAAGGAUUGUCCCUAAGAGUUGGUACUCUUAGGAGGUCCUGUAUGCUGUGCUAGCUCAGACCCAGCUUUAAUGUAUCUUCUGCUUCAGAUGAGAUCCAUGUUCUAGACGCUGCAAAAUAAACUGCGGUAUUUGGGGACCAUGGCUACAGACCCGCUGUCAGAGCUUCAGGAUGACCCGAACUUGGAUGAUACCAGCCAGUCUCUUAGCCAGCUCAAACUGGCCUCCAUAGAUGAUAAGAACUGGCCAGCAGAUGAAGUCCCUGCUUUUCCCAAAUCAGAUGACUCCAAAGGCUCCCCUGAGCCUGUCACUCACCUGCAGUGGGAUGAUCCCUACUAUGAUAUCGCCAGGCACCACAUUGUGGAGGUAGCAGGUGAUGACAAAUAUGGAAGAAAAGUCAUUUUGUUCAGUGCCUGCCGGAUGCCCCCAAGUCAUCAACUAGAUCAUGUGAAACUGCUGGGGUACCUGAAAUUCACACUGGACCAGUAUGUGGAGAGUGAUUACACUCUGGUGUACCUGCACCAUGGCCUGACCAGCGAGAACAAGCCAUCCCUGAGCUGGUUGCGGGACGCCUACAGGGAAUUUGAUCGCAAGUACAAGAAGAACAUCAAAGCCUUGUAUAUUGUGCACCCAACCAUGUUCAUCAAGACCCUGCUGAUACUCUUCAAGCCUCUGAUCAGCUUUAAAUUUGGACGAAAGAUUUUUUAUGUGAAUUACCUUAGUGAGCUGGAGGAGUAUGUGAAGCUGGAACAGUUGGGGAUCCCAAGCCAAGUACUGAAGUAUGAUGAAUACCUGAGAUCCCUGCAGAAACCUUUGCAAGUGCCCCAGAAGCCAACACCCCCACGCCCACCACUGCCAAACCAGCAGUUUGGAGUCUCCCUACAGCAUCUCAGGGAGAAGAGCCCUGAUCAGUCUCCUGUUCCUCUGGUGGUCAGAGACACCAUUGCUCACUUGCAGGAGCAUGCUCUUAAUACAGAGGGGAUUUUCCGGAGAUCAGCAAAUACACAGGUUGUCAGAGAGGUCCAGCAAAAAUACAAUAUGGGUGUGCCUGUAGAUUUCCAGGAGUAUGAAGAUGUCCACCUCCCUGCUGUGAUUCUCAAGACCUUCUUGAGGGAGCUACCUGAGCCCCUCCUCACUUUUGGCCUCUACAGCCAUGUUGUCAGCUUCCAGAGUGUGGAAGAGGAGAAACGUGUGGAUGUUGUUCGCAAAACACUCCAGGGUUUGCCAGAAGAAAACUACCAAGUGCUCCGUUUACUGACAGCCUUUCUGGUGCAGGUCUCUGCUCACAGUGACAGAAACAAGAUGACCAACACCAACCUGGCAGUUGUGUUUGGCCCAAAUCUGCUCUGGGCCAAGGAUGUGGCCAUCACUCUAAAAGCCAUCAAUCCCAUCAAUACCUUUACCAAAUUCCUGCUGGACCACCAGAAGGAGCUGUUUGAGGCUGCAGAGGCCUGAAUCCAGGCCAGGCCACACCUGCACACUGUGCCCACCUUCCCCCUUCUUUGUCUUGGAGCUGUGACCAAGCUGUCUCCAGUACAAAGGGACCAUUGAUCUUCUGGGUGAUGAGCAAAGUGAGGGCUGUGGAGAUGAUGGUGAAAGUGUGCAAGUAAGUGAGGAGGAGACCUGCAGCUCUGGAUGGGCAGGGGAGCUGGUCUCCCACCUGCUGAGAUUGGAGUCUAAGCCACCAGCGCAGCUCCUCCAGGGCUCAUCACCAGUCUUUUGCCCUAUCAGAUGACCUGCCUUCCUUUCCUUCUUCCCUUAUGUGCAGUUUUUCUGCCCUCCUGGUCCGUUCCUCAGCACAGAUCUUUUUGUUCAAGCUCCCAAUAGUCCCAGCUCACCCCUCCUUGCCUCAGCUGGGCUGUCUGGGCUAGGGCGGGCUUGCUGGGUUUUGUGAUGGAGACAUUCUUACUGUGAGUGCCAUUUCUCAGCACUGAACAUGCCUUUCCCCAGGGGCAGCUAAAGCAGGGAAGGGAGCAGCAGCCCUUGUGCUUCAGGUAGCAGCAUGUCCUGCACUUGCAAACACCACUCUAGACCCCUGCUUUUAGUAGGCAGGUGAAGGACAGGCUCACAGCAAUGGGCCGUGUUACCUGUCAGACUCCAAAACAAUGAAGGUGAGUUCAGCCCAAAGCCCAGCCCCUCUAGGGUUACCCACUCCAGGUACUAUUCAGUGUUUGCUGGACUGUAGUGGAUGACUUGCCUCCCGUAGGUAUGCAGCUCAGGUGUGUUUGUCCCUCCAGCAGCACUUCCAGCCUGGCUGCUGGUGAGCCUGAAUGGCAGGAGCAAGUGCCCUGGUGGCACUGAGCUGCUGAACACCAUGAGGAUCACCAUCUGCCCUGGCAGCAGCACAAGGCCUCUUCAGGCAUAUCUGUCUGUGCUGACUGACACAGACCACCUUGACUAGUUAGUUGUCUUUUUGAGCACAACUUUCCCCAGCACAGUGUAACAGAGAGCAUGGCCUUGAGGGAAGGUCUGGGGACUGGGGCUAACCCUCACCAUGGAGUGCACCAUUACAAAUUUCUGCCCAGGUGCUGAGCACUCGUGCCAAAGCUCUGAGGGAACAGCUAUUCCAUGCCAAGGGUCUUUGCCGUGUCUCCUCCUGGGUUCAUACCUUCCACCCUUCCAUCUGGCCAGGUGCAUCCUGUAUGCCCUGGGCACAGGUGGAGAGGUCGUGUUCUCUGCAAGGCUCAGAAUGGAGUGGCACCUCCCUGGAGCAGCUGUUACAGCAUCUCUGUUGGCUUUGGGUUGCCUCAUUCCCAUUACCUGAGCUAAAAGAGAGCCUUCUCUUCAGCCUGGGCCCGUCAGGGUUUUAGGAGGGAGCUUCUAGCCUUACUUCACUGGUGUGAUUUAUCUUUGUAUCUUGUGCCCUGUGUGCCUGGGCCAGACCUCCCUGCUGCACCUGGCUUCAGGGACAAAUCUUUAGGACCAAGCAGAACUGCUUUUUUUAAAAUUUACUGGAUGCUAAAUAGAACUUGCUUUUUCCUAAUAUUUUAGCCUGCCUUUAAACACUGACCAAGGGUCAGUGUCCGUGGUGUAAUCAAAGUAAGUGGCAUCUCCUACAGGAAUUAAGGAGAUUGCUCUUUUUGUUAAACUCUGGAAUGGAGAUGGGUGCAAACGUAGGCAGCUCUGCAAGGCAGCACAGGUCCAGCCAGCUGGCUUGGAGCAGACACACCUACACGUGGGUGGGAGCAGUGAAAAAGAAAGUGAGCAUUACUAAGACUGGAGCAAGAGUUGUUCUAAGAUAGGACUGGACCUGAUCCUUUGUAGACACUGGGAGACUUUACCCUAUAGAGGCUACCAGGCUGCUGACUUCAAGUCUCCCUUUUCCAAGAAUAGGAUCCUUCCCUGUUUGACCAGGAUAUGAAUUGUUUCAUCCUGAGCAAUUCACAGCAGUAACUAAGUAAAUGUUUUGGAGGGAGGGAUAAUCUGCUCCUAAUUCAUCUGUGAUCUCUUCUAGAGUGAGUUAGCAGGGUUGAUGUGCUGUAGAGGAAUUAAUCUGGUGUGGACUAGUGUGGAGAGAGGUGUAUUUGUCCCAGUGUUUAAGGGGCAAGACUUUGGAGGCUUAGGGAGCCCAGUGCAGCCCCUCUUUCCAUGCAGGUGUCCUGCUCUGUAGAGGCUUUGGUUGGGGGGAGAAGGAGACUUGGUGCUCUGACUGUAUCUGCAGCUGACACUGGCUUCACCUUCAUCUCCCUAGAGGAAAGGCAAGCCCAGCUAACUUCUGAGACAAAUGCCCAAGCUCGACAACCUGGAAUCCAAGUGCCUGAGUGCAUGAAGCCUGUCCCUAUGCACUCUCUGGGGAAAGUGGCAUGUUCUGGGCUUGCAGAGCAGCAAGGACUGUUCCCUGCCCAGUAGCCAGAGGAGCAGUCCUGGAGUAGCUCCUGUCCAGGGGAAAGUGGGGAAUACUGCAAGUGUCCAGGUUCUGGCUGGAGUUUGGUGGUUUAUUUUAGGGUGUUCUUUUGGGGGGGAUUUAGUUUUUGGGUUUUUUUUAGUGAAUUCUUGAAAUGACGUUUCCUUUUUUAGCAAAAUAGAGGCUGGUUCACCCCCUGCAGGCAGGGAUAAAAGCCUGCUCCAGUUCAGUGCCUGCAGGGAGCAGAUUUGGAGAGUGUUCAGGGAACUACUACUGUUCAUGGUGGGAAAGUGCUUGCAAAUCCUGGAAGGAACCCACUGUAAAUAUCCCCUUUCCUCUGCUGCUCCGUGUGCUGGAGCUGCUGAGUGCCCUGGAGCAGGCACAAUAACCAGAGUUGUUUUUGCAGUCUGUUCUCCUGAAUGCCUUGUAUUGAAAUAUUCCUCUUGUGAUCUGAGCAAGGAACUGGCCCAGGCCUGCCUGCAGCCUGUGUCAGGUGGGUGGUCACCAGAGCCUGCACCUGCUAAGGCCAGGGGGUCAAAUUCCCUCCUCACAUGGGCAGGGUCCUGCCUAGGCUGGGUUUCUCUGCCUUGUAUAGGUCGGGGUGUACAAUUAAGGCGCUUGUCUGUGUCAGUUUUCUCCUUGCUAUAGAGCUGCCCGAGGAUCUCUUCCCUGGCUUACCUUUCAGGUUAGCUGUUGGCCAUUUCUUCCUGUAGGGGUACUUGUUCUGCAUCAACCUCCUGCUUUUAGCACCUAGAACAUUCCCUUCUGCUAAGCCUCCUGCUGUCUUAAUGGCCUCUGAUCACUCCAUGGCCCAAGCUGUGAAUUGACACCAGAGCUUUUGGGUGGUGCAGGGGUUCUGGGGCCUUCCAGAUGCCUUGUGUGCUAACAUGAGAGAGCUGAGGGCCAGUUUGGUCCCAGUUUCCUUUUAUAUGCACAGGGGUUCCUGUGCAAAGAUCCUGGCUUUGCUUUUGUUGCUGAUGUUUGCCACCUUCUUUGUUGAUGUUCAUCAGGUGCAGGCCUGGGUUUUCACAGUUCACACUGUUUAUUUUCUUUUAAUCUGCACCAAUCUUGUAUUUCACAGUUUGCACUUUUUGUAUUUCAAUAAAAAUCAAAAUGUAAUCUCAGAUCCAGAUAUGUCUGUCAAGUGGCAGCAGCAGUGGCACAUCUACAAGAAACAAGUAAGGCUGUCUAUGCUGCCAGCCACAACCACACUGCAAGGGAGAAAAGAAAGUAUGAAAUGCAUCUUAUGUGAGUAUCUCUGAAGAAAUACUAGUUUGCAGGAGCCUUGGGCUGGAAACAGAGUUAAAACAAAAAUGUGGUAUAGAUUUGGCUCUUUCCUGAAGAGGGUUGUUCUUCCACAUUACCAUCUUCCUGUCAUGGUGAGCAGUCUGCAUAGGAUUGCCAAGGAUGCCAAGUGGGAGCUACCUUAGGAUUAUCUGGCUAAAUUUCUCUUGUAGCCAGGUGAUACAUGCAGCAGAAGCCUGCACCUUCACAUUUCAAUGUAUGUGGAUUGGUAAUUUGAUGAACAGUAGUCUCGUUAGGACCACCAUGCUCCCCUUGAUCCAUAUUCAGUUCACCUCCUUUUCCUAAAGACUGCAAUUUACCUGUUACAUCAGUAAGCUUUCUGGCUAGGAUGGAAGAAUUAGGAGUAAAAUGGAGAUCACUGGAGCUAAGACAAUCAGCAUUGGGCAGUAGCUGGGAUGACUGCUGGGAUGUCAGUGAUGAUGUGUCAGGGUGAUGUGUUAAUGCUGUUGUCGACACUUGCAUGUCUAAACUGUGCUGCUUGCCAGUUUUUACUGUUCAUAAAUUGUCCAGUUAAGGGC